Molecule: messenger RNA, 4195 nt
Organism: Lathyrus oleraceus (garden pea)
Lineage: Eukaryota; Viridiplantae; Streptophyta; Magnoliopsida; Fabales; Fabaceae
Product: putative disease resistance protein At3g14460
Exons: 4
Coding region: 152-3703 (1183 amino acids)
Molecular function (GO): ADP binding
Source: RefSeq, a predicted model, not a curated record
UGCCCCAUGCUGGUAACGCACAGCCUCUUUUCAACAACCACCACGGCAAGGAGUUUCAAAAUUGAAAAAGAAAGGUAUUCUUCAUUUGUUUUUAUAACUUUUUGUCAACCUAUUCUUCAUCUUCUUCUUCUUCUUACAAACAAAGUAACUAAUGGAGGCCAUUCAGAGAGAAACACCGGUCUCACUCUCAAAUUCUGUGAAAAAAUUGUUAGAAAAGAUUGUUUCUAUCGACAACUUCCGGAACACGAAGCUUGACGUUUCACUCUUGACAAACCUGAAGACAACACUGCUGGAUCUUCAAGAUGCACUUUAUAUUGCUAACAAGAAACUCAUCCCCACUCAAGCUAACAACAACUCGCUCCAUUUCUUGACUCGUGCUGUUUUUCAAGUUACCAAUUUGCUUCACGAAACCUAUUUUUUACCGUAUGCUACCAAUAACCAGCUCAAAACUCAUUUUAGUUUAACUUUUUUCAUUGCAGUGAUUAAGUCUAAAACUGUUGAUUUAGUUCAAAUAUUACAAGGCUUUAGUUCAGGAAAACAACUUGGUGAUGUUGAAUCUUCUAUUUAUGGAAGAGAUGCUGAUAUAGAGAAACUUAAACAUCUUUUGUUGUCUAGGGAUAGUGAUAGUGAAAGUAAAAUAAGAGUGAUUUCCAUUGUAGGUAUGGGAGGGGUUGGCAAAACAGCUCUUGCCAAACACCUUUACAAUGAUCCUCAAGUUAAGGCCAAAUUUGACUUAAAAUUGUGGGCAGAUUUCUCAAAUGAGGUAGAUGAUUUGAGUGUUUUUGAAACCUUUCUUGAAUCUAUUACUACUUCAAAAACAACCCCCAGUAAUGAUAUUGAUACCAUUUACCCAAUUUUUUUGAUGGUAUUGGAUGGUGUGUGGGAUACAAGAUUUGUCAAUUGGACAUUUCUGAUGGAUAUCUUGAAAGCUGGGAAAACAGGAAGUCGGGUCAUCAUCACAACACAAGAUGAAAGUAUUGCAAUAUCCAUGAAUACCAUUCUUUCUUCUUUUGUCCACUAUCUCAGACCCUUGAAACUUAAAUAUUGCUGGUCUUUACUUGCCGAACAUGCAUUUCGACCACAUUCCUACCACGAACAGCGAUCCUAUCUAGAAGAAAUUGGCAGAAAAAUUGCAAAAAAGUGUCAUGGAUUACCGUUAGCUGCUGUAGAAUAUGGGGCUAUUCUUCGCAUCUCAUCGGACCCAAAUGUUUGGAAUUAUGUGCUAGAAAGCCACGCUCGGGAAACAGCUUAUGAGGUGCUAGCUUCUCUCGAAUUGAGCUACAAUUUUCUUUCUUAUCCUUUAAAACGGUGUUUUCAAUAUUGUUCAAUUUUUCCAAAGAAGUCCGUCUUAGAAAAAAGGAUGGUAGUUCAGUUGUGGAUUGCAGCAGGCUUACUAGAAUCAUCAUCCACAAAUCAAGAAAAAGUUGGAGAAGAAUACUUUGAUGAUCUAGUGUCAAGGUCAUUGAUACAUCGGCGAUCUAUUGGUGAUGAGGAAAGAAACUUCGGAAUGCAUAACUUCAUCCAUGAUUUAGCUACAGAGGUUUCAUCUUCAUACCAUAUCAAUAUGGACAAACAUAACCCAGAUAAUCGGAUGCGGAAUUUCUCAUAUAAUAGAGAGACAUAUGAUUCAUAUGACAAAUUUGAUAAAUUAUACGGAUUAAAAAGUCUGCAUACCUUUCUAGCAUUCCCAUUACAAGAACAACUACCUCUUUGUUUGCUAUCAAACAAGAUAGUACAUGACACGCUGCCAAAAAUGAAACAAUUACGCAUGUUGUCUCUGUCAAGCUACAAGAGCAUCACCAAGGUUCCCAACUCUAUUGGAAAUUUGUUAUAUAUGCGAUACUUAAAUCUCUCUCACACUAAUAUUGAAAGGCUCCCUUCUGAAACAUGCAAGCUUUACCAUCUGCAGUUCUUGUUGUUGGCAGGCUGUAAAAGGUUGACCGAAUUGCCGGAGGACAUGGGAAAAUUGAUUAAUCUGCGCCACCUUGACAUUAGUAACACCGCGUUGAGGGAGAUGCCAGUACAAAUAGCCAAGCUAAAGAAUCUCCACACUUUGUCUGACUUUGUUGUCAGCAAACAUAAUGAUGGAUUGAAUAUUGCAGAGCUAGGAAAACUUCCACACCUACAAGGAAAACUUUCAAUCUCACAGCUACAAAAUGUUAAUGACCCCGUUGAAGUAGAUCGAGCCAAUAUAAAGAUGAAAGAACAAAUAGACGAAUUAGCCUUGGAAUGGGAUUGUGGUAGUACUUUUUUAGAUUCACAAAUUCAAAGUGUUGUACUUGAACAUUUGCAACCCUCAAUAAAUUUGAAAAGUCUCACCAUCAAAGGCUAUGGUGGAAUCAGCUUUCCAAACUGGUUACGUGAUUUUUUAUUUAGCAACAUGGUGUAUAUGAAGAUUUCGAAUUGUGAGAAUUGUUUAUGGCUUCCACCCCUUGGACAGUUGGGAAAUCUAAAAGAACUCUUUAUUGAAGGGAUGCAAUCAGUACAAACAAUUGGUACUGAGUUCUAUGGGAGUGGUGGUUCUUCAUUUCCCGCUUUGGAGGUUCUACACUUUGAGAAUAUGCAAGAGUGGGAGGAAUGGGACUUGAUUAGAGGUACGACUACAAUGUUUCCUAGUCUAAAAACUUUAACGCUAGGUAACUGCCCCAAACUGAUAGUAGGAAACAUAACAGACAAAUUUCCUUCCUUAACUGAACUUGAGUUAAGAGAAUGUCCUUUAUUGGUUCAAUCAAUUCCAUUAUCUGAUCAUGUAUUCGGGCAACUGACGUUCCCUCUGAAUUCUCUUCAACAACUGACUAUAGACGGUUUUCCAUCUCUGAUGUCUUUCCCAAUAGAUGGUCUACCAAAAACCUUGAAACUUCUCAUAAUCAGUAACUGUGAGAAUCUAGAAUUCCUUCCUCAUGAUUGUUUGCAUAACUAUACAUCACUUGUGGAAUUGAAAAUAUCUUAUAGCUGUAAUUCAAUGAUAUCAUUUACCUUAGGCACUCUCCCUGUCCUCAAGAGUCUGUUUAUUGAAGGUUGUAUAAAUCUGAAAUCAAUAUUAAUUGCAGAAGACGAGUCGGAAAAGAGUCUCUCAUUUCUUAGAAGCAUCAAAAUAUGGGAUUGUAAUGAACUGGAGUCAUUUUCCCCCGGCGAAUUGGCAACUCCAAACCUUGUUUAUAUUGCACUGUGGAAGUGUGAGAAGCUUCAUUCACUGCCAGAAGCAAUGAACAGUCUAGCUAGCCUUCAAGAAAUGGAAAUCGAUAAUCUACCAAAUCUUCAAUCUUUUGUCAUAGAUGAGUUACCUAGCAGUUUACGGAAACUAUCUGUUGGCUCUGUUGGUGGGAUUACCUGGAAUACUGAGCCAACUUGGGAACAUCUCACUUGUCUCUCGGAGUUGCGAAUUAACGGCGGUGAUACGGUGAACACGCUGAUGGGGCCAUUGCUACCUACAUCACUUGUGACGUUAUGCAUUUGUGGUCUUAAUGAUACAAGCAUUGAUGAGAAAUGGCUUCAACACCUCACUUCUCUCCAAAACCUUGAGAUUAUUAACGCUCCCAAACUCAAGUCGUUGCCAAAGAAAGGAUUUCCUUCCUCUCUUUCAGUACUAAGUGUGACUCGCUGUCCAUUACUGGAAGCAAGUUUGCGGAAAAAGCGGGGGAAAAAGUGGCGUAAGAUUGCUCACAUUCCCUCCAUAAUUAUUGAUGACGAAUUGAUCACAUGAGUCUUUUCCGGUAUCAUGCAGGAUUUAGAAAUCUACUGUUUUAUGAAAACUAGUUAUUUUGGCAUCAAUUGUGUUGAGACGGAGCUUGUUAUAGAUGCUACUCAAAAUUGCUUCAGUUAAUGCUGUGGAUUAUCAAACUUAAUUUGUUCUGAUGCAGAUAAAUCUCUAGUUUCAUCAAUGGCUUGUAAUUGAACCUAAAUCAUACAUUUACUCGUGGUUUGUAUUUGCUCAACUGGAGAGGUAGAAUUUUCCAACAGUUAUCUCAACAAAUCUGAACUAUGUCAGAAUAACAGACUGUAAUUUGUAAAAAAAAUUGCUAUCUUUUCACACCGAAGCUUCGUGUCAGAAUAACAUAUCUUUUCACACCGAGGCUGAAUAUCGUAUUCUUGUUCUUGCAACUAGAAAAUUGUAGUGAAUUCUUUUCCUUCAUGGUUUGGGUCAAAAUUAUGUUAGGCAGUCAAAGUGCUUUGCAUAUGAUUGUCUUUUAUGAAA